AUGGCCAAAAGCCAACGUGCGUCCACGCGCAAGCGGAACAAUGCUGCUCUCCGAUCCAAAGUCUUCGGGCCCGCCAUGGACGCCAGAACCGAGCGUCUAUCGGCCAAAUUGCAGGAACUAGCAGCGAAGCCAAAGCCGGAGGAUGAGAGAGCAAUGGCUGUAGACGAGCAAGAAGUCACGAAGGAGGAGGAUUCGAACGCAACCGAAGCGAACGAAGAGGAGAUGGACGUUGACGCCCGAGGUGCGAAAAUGAAGCCGGUCAAGAAGGCCGGAUCUGCAAAGAAGACCAACCGCGUCUCGAAGAACCGCGUCACCAAGUCGAGGAAGCCCAGGAACAAUGUUAUCUUCCCCGAGCUACAGGCUAGGAAACGGAAACAACAGGAGCGCAAGGCACAGGGAAAGAGAUGA
Cyphellophora europaea CBS 101466 is the source of this 408-nucleotide messenger RNA. RefSeq lists its product as uncharacterized. The transcript has 2 exons. Gene Ontology annotation, cellular component: preribosome, large subunit precursor. The coding region runs from base 1 to 408 and encodes 135 amino acids. The record is from RefSeq and is a predicted model, not a curated record. NCBI's taxonomy places the organism in Eukaryota, Fungi, Ascomycota, Eurotiomycetes, Chaetothyriales, Cyphellophoraceae.